This is a messenger RNA of Salvelinus fontinalis (brook trout), 1080 nucleotides long. It is a transcript of the gene irf1a, whose product is annotated as interferon regulatory factor 1a. The transcript is spliced from 8 exons. Gene Ontology annotation, molecular function: DNA-binding transcription factor activity, RNA polymerase II-specific; RNA polymerase II cis-regulatory region sequence-specific DNA binding. The record is from RefSeq and is a predicted model, not a curated record. Gene Ontology annotation, cellular component: nucleus. Gene Ontology annotation, biological process: immune system process; regulation of transcription by RNA polymerase II. Lineage: Eukaryota; Metazoa; Chordata; Actinopteri; Salmoniformes; Salmonidae. Bases 200 to 1039 code for a protein of 279 amino acids.
UUAGGGUCAUUCCUCACCUCAUUUUAUAAUCACCAGGACAUACACAUACUCACUUAUCAAGCACAGUUUUGAAUGCUGAAUCCCCUGGACAAGACGUUGAUGUAGUUGAACAUAAUACAAAUACCUUUUGGUACAAAAUGUGUUUUAUUGGAUGUCAGGUGUGAAGUAAGGCAGACUGCAACCCUAGGUUCAUUAGAAGAUGCAUCAAGGUCGUCUAAGACUGCGACCCUGGCUUGAGGAGCAGAUACAAUCUGGGAAAUACCCAGGGGUCACCUGGCGUGAUGAGACAGCUCAAGUUUUUCAGAUUCCUUGGAAGCAUGCGGCUCGACAUGGUUGGAAUAUAGACAAGGACGCCACUUUGUUCCGAAACUGGGCGAUACACACAGGCAGAUACAAACAUGGGAUAGACAAGCCUGAUCCGAAGACAUGGAAAGCCAACUUCCGAUGUGCCCUGAACUCUUUACCCGAUGUGAAAGAGCUACAAGACAAGAGCAUCAAGAAGGGCAGUAAUGCUUUCAGGGUUUACAUGAUGCUGCCUUUUAUUAAAAUGACCAAACAAAGAAAAGGACUAAAGGAGUCAGAUGUUGUCAUAAAACAAAGUCUGAUCUCCCUCUCAGAAACUCACGCAGGUUCUUGUGCGCCACUGGAUAGAUUUGCAGAGGUUUUCCUGAAGUAUAGAGAUGGGCAGGCCAGUCACAGCCCUGGUAUAUUUCAUGUCAAUGACAAUUACCCUGCCUACAACACCAUAAAGGAUGAACAGUCACCAGAACAGUCCUACUCUCACCAGUCAUCCUUAACACCUGAAGUGCAUGAAAGAUCUGAUACUACCACUGACGACAAUGAGCAAGCAGAGGCUGUAUUCAAGAUAGUUGAUCACCUAAAAACCAUAGAGCACUGGAGCCAGUCUAAUGAGAACAGAAGCUGGAGGGCAGCAGCCACCGGCUGGGUGGACUGUUACUGUGAGGAUAUGGAUUACUUGGGGUAUCCCUUACAGACCGAUUGCUACACACAGAGUGCACAGCAAAGACCACUUCUAUAAGAUGAGUGGGAGCAACAUGCAUCUAACAGACUGCCAUGCUA